Messenger RNA from Phycomyces blakesleeanus NRRL 1555(-), 759 nucleotides. RefSeq lists its product as hypothetical. The transcript has 4 exons. The record is from RefSeq and is a predicted model, not a curated record. Bases 1 to 759 code for a protein of 252 amino acids. NCBI's taxonomy places the organism in Eukaryota, Fungi, Mucoromycota, Mucoromycetes, Mucorales, Phycomycetaceae.
AUGACUGAAAUUGACCAGUCUAUUCUGGAUGAUGUUGACAUGUACCAUGACGAAAAUGAUACUAGUAAUGAAGAUGAAUCUGUUAGCAAUUCAGAAUAUACUAUGGAGUCUAUGGAGCUUGAUAAUACUAUUUCAUAUAAGUGCGCAUGUAAUUUUGAGGACAGUGAGGGUGAAGCUCACAUUUACAACAGCAGUCGAAUCAGUACAAAUACUUUUACCAAGGCCGAGUUGAUGAGUAUUCAUCUGUCUCAAUUGAUGCUACAGCAUAGAAUUGCUAGAGCAGCAUAUAGAGACAUUGUUCAAUUUAUAAACACUGUCAUCCGAGGCCAUGACAAUAUAAUGAUGGAACCUGGGGCUAAGAUCAGUCAUGGCGAAACUGUUGAUGCUUUGCUCAAGUCAAAGUCAAGUGUCAAGGGCCAUGACAAACCGCGAUACAAGACUGAUUCCAAUCAAAGUCAGACACCAGCAGCCAGUAUGAAACUUAUGUUAGUUGGGGAUAUGCUUUCUCAAAUGUUGGCAAAUCCAGCCACAAGAGAACUCCUCUGUUACAGAGCAAACCGGAAAUCUGUAGCUGGUCAGCUAACCAACAUUUUUGAUGGUGACAAUUACAAGCAGUUGGUGCAGCAGGGCCUGUUCUCCAAUCCCGAUGAUAUUGCCAUUGGGCUUUAUACUGAUGGGUUUGUCAAUCAAAAGAAAGGCAAAAACUCAUAUACCAUCAUCCAUUGCAUAAUAUUCAACCUAGACCCAUCCAUCAGAUAA